GUAGUGGUGGAGAGCGAGUUGAGAACAGUAGUUUAUGAGAGUGUAGCUUUUGCCCGAGGAGACUUUGAAGACCUGAGAGUUUUUAAGUAGUGCCUUCACAGCUGCAGUAAUGUCAGAAUAUGUAUUUGAGUCACUGGAAAAGACGUUGGAAACUCAUAUACCAGAUGCAGAACUCAAAGAGAUUAAACGCAUUUUAUACGGAAAAGAACUGAGGAAAAUUAUCCUACCCCAGACUGCACUGGAUGCAGCAUUGGAGAGGGAUUUUGAUCUGCAGGGUUAUGCCUUUGAGGCAGCACCAGAGCAGCUCAGGGCACCUAGAGUUGUGCGGGUGGGACUCAUCCAGAACAAGAUCAUUCUUCCCACUGAUGCUCCUGUACUUGACCAAAUUACAGCUCUGCACAAGCGAGUGGGUGAGAUAGUGGAGGUCGCUGCUAUUUGUGGUGUUAAUAUAGUCUGCUUACAAGAAGCCUGGACAAUGCCUUUUGCCUUCUGCACCAGAGAGAGGGUACCGUGGACAGAGUUUGCAGAGUCUGCAGAAGAUGGCUUCACCACUCACUUCUGCCAAGAGUUGGCAAAAAAAUACAACAUGGUGGUAGUGUCUCCCAUUCUGGAGAGGGAUGAGAUCCAUGGAGGAACACUGUGGAACACAGCAGUUGUUGUCUCAAAUACUGGGACUGUCCUGGGAAAAAGCCGGAAAAAUCAUAUUCCACGUGUGGGAGACUUCAAUGAGUCUACAUACUAUAUGGAGGGCAACACUGGCCACCGAGUCUUUCAGACACAGUUUGGAAAGAUAGCUGUGAAUAUCUGUUAUGGCCGCCACCACCCACUUAACUGGCUCAUGUACAGCAUGCAUGGAGCUGAGAUUAUCUUCAACCCCUCAGCUACAGUGGGAGCUCUCAGUGAACCUAUGUGGUCAAUUGAAGCUAGAAAUGCUGCCAUUGCCAACCACUGCUUUACUUGUGCCAUCAACAGAGUGGGCAUGGAGUAUUUCAAGAAUGAAUUCACAUCUGGAGAUGGGAAGAAAGCCCAUCAUGACUUUGGUCACUUUUAUGGCUCCAGCUAUGUGGCUGCACCUGAUGGCAGUCGCUCACCAGGUCUAUCCCGAAUCAAAGAUGGGUUACUGAUAGCAGAACUAGACUUGAACCUGAACCAACAAAUUGCAGACAUGUGGAAUUUUAAGAUGACAGGGAGAUAUGACUUGUAUGCUGAGGAGCUCACAAAGGCUGUCCAGCAUGCCUUCAGGCCCAAUAUUGUCAAGGAAUAAAUCUUUCUACUUUCUUCCAUUGGAAACAAAGCUUUUCCUUUUUGUGCCUAAAUUUAGUGGAGGAUUAUUUUAUUUUAGUCAGAAUAAUAUAUUAUUUGUACUUUCACUGGUUAUGCCAUUGUCAGCUCCCAAAGAAAAUAACUAAACAAAAAUAAAUAAAUAACUAUUCUUCAUUAGAAUUUUGUAUUGUUGAUUGAGAAACAAUCUUUUCUAUAUAAUCUUUUAUUAAAAGCUAAAGUUGCAGUAUGAAAUUAACUGGAGGGCAUUAACGCUUGACCGGACAAGAAACCUGAAAAUGUCAAUAACAACAAAAGCACCACCAAAAAUAAUAAUAAUAACUGGCUUAAUUAUAUAGCCUUUGUGAUAUAGUCAGUUAUAAGCAAUUUCACGUUCUUCUGCCGCUGAAAAUAGUCUAGAGCAUGUAGGCCUCCACAUACAGAGGAAACCAGGAACGUUCAGGUUUAAACAAGCAGUUGCUUAGAAACAAGCUUGACCUAUGAGAAUUCGACCAGGCAACAGCAGCGAAAUGUGUCGUUUUCAUUUUCUAAAAAGCAAUGUUUCUCAAGUCCUGCAACCCCGCCAAGUGCCUGGUAAAGCAUCGAACUAAACAAAAAAAAAGAAUCUAACGGAUUAUUAUUAUUAUUGACCGGUCAUGUUCAGAGCUCUGUACACUUGCUGUAAUGUUACCGUAAACACUGAAGCUAGCUACAUCACUAACCAGUGCAACGCCUGUUUCACACAUGAUCUGUUUGCAGUGCGUGUGCAGUACAUAUUUUUUUUCCGUGGCCAUGUUCACAGGUUAGAGCAUUCACACUGCUUGCAGAUGCGGUGCAGCCAGUGCAUUGCAGGAGUGGUGCAGCAGUGCACUGAUUGUUUCCGUCUAUUUUGUAAGUCUAUUUUUGUUGUGCUGCACGCGCUGAAUUAAAAAGUGAUAGCGCAUUAUUCGUGGUCAAAAUGAACACCAAUUGACACGAAAAUGUAGUAAUUUCACCAUAAAUGCAUAGAAUUAAAGAAUACUACUGUUUUUCACAAUCAUCUUAUUACUUUAAGCCUGGGGUAAAACUAAGAAAACCAAAAACACUUACCAGGAGUUGCAAAAAUAACUAAUUAAAUCAAAAUUAUGUCUAAAGUAAUUUUAAAAAAAAUGUGAAAUACACUACACAGCUUGUUAUAUUUUGUGUGGGUGAUGGGGGAGGGACGACGACACUCGCAUCUCUGCAGAAAACGGCAAUCAUGGGACUGGCUGGUUAUUGGAGAAAGUUGUUUAUGACCUGCAGGAUUUCUUAUAUAAAGAUUUAAAUGCAAAAGGAAAGACAUGGGAGGCAGUUUUGGGGGGGGGGGGAUGCACCACAUACGCACUGCAAACGGAGCAUGUGUGAACCUGGCCUUAUGGGCCAUUUACAGGACAACAUUUUCAACUAAAAACUGAAAACUUUUUAUGCGUUGUUUUGGGGCCUGAAAAUGCAAACAUUUGAAAAUGGGUUUCAAAGUCUAAGUUUUUGCAAAAGUUGCUGUCAUCGUUUCCAUGUAAACAUACAAAAACGAGAAUUUGUGAAACUGAUGACAUCAUGCGCACGCGUAUUACGUGUUCAGUCUAUAGGCAUGCGCGCAAGUACUUCAAAACUACAAUGGUGUUUGUGCUGCUCAAAAAUUUUGAGUUUAUUGACGCUUCUCCAGCAAAAUGUAGAUUUACCGCAUCACUACUACAACCAGCUGAGACGCAUGCGUUACAUAUGUCAAAUUAUUAACCCACACCUACGCCAAGGAACGGUAUUCAAAAUCUUAUAAUUAUCUUUGUAAUUGUCUGUUUUGGAGUAUAUCUGUAUCCUUUUAUUGCUAAUAAAAUAUAGAAAGCAGACUGACUGCCAGUGUCUCACUAUUUGGUUUGUAUUUGCUGAUUUUGUUCCAUUUUGGUACAAUGAUGGUCAAUAAUUACUUAAACAUGCACUAUUUAAUUUUUUUUCAGUAUUUAAAAAUGAACAAGCUUCGUUAACAGAAUUCUGACCUGGAGUACAAGAAAAGCUAAAAGAUGGGAUUGAAGGCAGAAAAAUCCAUUUCCACAAAGACAAAAAAAAAACAAAAAAAACUUUAUGCACAUUUCAUGUACAUUAAAUUAUAUUACAUUACGAACGUCUCAGCAUUUAUUAACCAAGAAAAAUAAGCUAAAUCUAUGCUUGACAAACGUGAGUUUUCAUAAUUCCUUAUGACAAUGAAUAAUUUUCCAAGUCUAACUAUCAAGAUUCUAAGUAACUGGAGACAGAACUGUUUUUGUACUCAACGUAGAUCAUAAACCAUUGAAAUUGUUUGAGAAAUGUAAACUUUAUUGUGCUUUUUAUCCAGAAAAACCACAGCUUCCCCGUUUACUUGUAUUUGUUUAUAGGGCAGUCUUGCCCAGAUCAGUAUGGUGGUCACAUUGACGUGAAUGCUUAAGUGCGCAGGUGUGUAGUGUUUCUUUACAAAGUGACAUCGCCAACUACUGACCUGGCAUGCAUAAUACAGCAUUUUUAGUCGUGUGAAUGGGGAUCGGUUUGACAACGUUGUCGUCUGUAUGCAAAACUUUUCAAAAAAGCAAAAGGAAAAACUUUUUCAUUUUUAGUACAUCGUUGUUGUGUAAAUGUACCCUUAAUGAAUUUAAAGCAACUUGAAAAGUAGCUAAUAUUUUU
Messenger RNA from Ictalurus furcatus (blue catfish), 3927 nucleotides. It is a transcript of the gene upb1, whose product is annotated as ureidopropionase, beta. The record is from RefSeq and is a predicted model, not a curated record. The transcript is spliced from 10 exons. Gene Ontology annotation, molecular function: beta-ureidopropionase activity. The coding region runs from base 110 to 1264 and encodes 384 amino acids. NCBI's taxonomy places the organism in Eukaryota, Metazoa, Chordata, Actinopteri, Siluriformes, Ictaluridae.